Staurois parvus is the source of this 566-nucleotide messenger RNA. The record is from the annotation of a GenBank genome assembly. NCBI's taxonomy places the organism in Eukaryota, Metazoa, Chordata, Amphibia, Anura, Ranidae.
GGACGCUGGUAUGACAUAUGGCAGUGAUCAGGACAUUACCACAAGGUAUGACAGUGAUCAGGACGCUGCUAUGGGGUGUGGCGGUGAUCAUGAUACUUGUAUGGGGUAUGGUGGUGAUGAAAAUGCUAGUAUGGGGUAUGGUGGUGAUCAGAAUGAUGGUAUGGAGUAUGGUGGUGAUCAGAACGCUGGUAUGGAGUAUGGUGGUAAUCAGGAUGCUGGUAUGGGGUAUGACAGUGAUCAGGACAUUGGUAUAGCAUAUGGGGUGAUCAGGAUGCUGGUAUGGGGUAUGGUGGUGAUCAGGACGCUGGUAUGGGGUAUAGUGGUGAUCAGGACGCUGGUAUGGGGUAUGACAGUGAUCAGGACACUGAUAUGGGGUAUGGUGGUAAUCAGAACGCUGGUAUGGGGUAUGACAGUGAUCAGGACACUGGUAUGGCAUAUGGGGUGGUCAGGACGCUGGUAUGGGGUAUGGUGGUGAUCAGGACGCUGGUAUGGGGUAUGGUGGUGAUCAGGACGCUGGUAUGGGAUAUUUUGGUGAUAAGAAUGCUGGUAUGUGCUAUGGCAGUGAU